AUGGAGAGCAUGGGCAUGUACCUUCGCGAUUACAGUCUGCUUGACGAGGCUUGGCAGGAAUAUCGCGCCUACAAAGCUAAUGGAUCAAACGACGAAAUCAGUCUUAAGCGUUGCGUCAAAACAUACCAUGCCGCAUAUGAUCCGAUCAGGAAGCUAGCCCAAUUUUGGGGCUUGGAAUUCGUGCCUCUCUGCGAUUUGCUUCAUACCCCGCCGGACGGCCAACCUCAUUGGGAUGGACCAUAUUGCGGCGCUUUCUACACAACAAACGCUCAGAAAAACAGCCCGUUUGUCGGAAUUGCCUUCAAAGUCACCAAUCCCACAAACCUACGAGACAUCAAGGUUGACUACAACUACCAACUCACCAGCGUUGGACAGCAUCUUGGCGGGGCUCCCACGAGAGUGUCCCUUGGUGUCUUCACUGCUCUUUUCUCCCGUUUCGAAGACAUAGAAGACAUUGCGUAUGAUUACAUAGUCGCUGCACUCACCAAGUGCGUGUCGACCAUACCUGGGCGCUCUGAUACCAACAUCGUCAAGGCUCAUGUAACCGGACAUUCCUUGGGAGGCUCCUACUCUUCACUAUUCUACACCCAAUUUUUCCAGGAUGGCGGAAAGAUCCCGGUCAACGUUGGAGAUGAGUACACAUUCGGUGCUCCCCGGGUUGGGAACGAGGAGUGGGCAACUUACAAUAACACCAAUUUCGGCCCGCCGUCUAAUUCACAGUCUUGGAGAGUGGUAAGUGACCAGGAUCUGGUUCCGCAGAUUCCAGCCACCAGUCUCAGACCUACAGAAUUAGAUUUCUAUCAUAUCAACAAGGGCAUGAAGAUAUUCAACAACAGUGUACCACAGCCCAUCCCCACCGAAAUUGGACUCCCCCCUCCGCCCCCUGUCCAAUUCAAGAGUCUGGCCGCUUUAAUCAAGGCUGUCAAAGAUUCGACCUUUCACUUACCGAAGUCCUACUACGACUCGAUGGUUUAUGCGAUCAACAACACCAAGUAG
Messenger RNA from Colletotrichum aenigma, 996 nucleotides. RefSeq names its product putative feruloyl esterase A (gene faeA). Lineage: Eukaryota; Fungi; Ascomycota; Sordariomycetes; Glomerellales; Glomerellaceae. Gene Ontology annotation, molecular function: triacylglycerol lipase activity. The record is from RefSeq and is a predicted model, not a curated record. Gene Ontology annotation, biological process: lipid metabolic process. Bases 1 to 996 code for a protein of 331 amino acids. The transcript has 2 exons.